UACAACGGAGGAGGGCGCAGGCGAGCUCGGCUAGCCGGGCAGGUCGACUGCCGCGGCGGUUCCGCUCGGACCCCGGCCCGGCCCAGCGUCUGGCCUCGCGAUGGAAGCUGUCGUGCCGGCGCUGAGCAAGUCAGCAUCCUCGAAGGACCGACAUCCCUGAAUUCUGAGAAAAGCCCUACACACUCUUUGCUUCGCUUGGGGGGGGGGGUCACUACUGCGUGUCGGGUCCUCCCUCAGCCCUGUAGUGGCAGCCUAGUUCAACAAAGAAACAGGACAAUGAUACUGACAUUUGUGCUGGGCAGUGGCCCUUGGAGAGGGCCUUCACUCCGGCCCCUCUUGGGGUCCUCACUGUCACUCAGGACUCGCUCAACAUCAGCCACCGAUACACACCAUGUAGAGCUGGCCAGGGAGCGCUCCAAGACGGUCACCUCCUUUUACAACCAGUCAGCCAUUGACGUGGCAGCAGAGAAGCCCUCAGUCCGCCUCACUCCCACCAUGAUGCUCUAUUCUGGCCGCUCACAGGACGGCAGCCACCUUCUGAAAAGUGGCCGCUACUUGCAGCAGGAGUUACCAGUGAGGAUUGCUCACCGCAUCAAGGGCUUCCGCAGCCUUCCUUUCAUCAUUGGUUGCAAUCCCACCAUACUGCACGUGCAUGAGCUAUAUAUCCGGGCCUUCCAGAAGCUGACAGACUUCCCUCCGAUCAAGGACCAGGCAGAUGAGGCCCGGUACUGCCAGCUGGUGCGACAGCUGCUGGAUGACCACAAGGACGUGGUCACUCUGUUAGCCGAGGGGCUUCGUGAGAGCCGGAAACACAUAGAGGAUGAAAAGCUGGUCCGGUACUUCCUGGACAAGACUCUGACUUCAAGACUAGGGAUCCGCAUGCUGGCUACCCAUCACCUGGCGCUGCAUGAAGACAAGCCUGAUUUUGUGGGCAUCAUCUGUACUCGUCUGUCACCAAAGAAGAUUAUCGAAAAAUGGGUGGAUUUUGCCAGGUAAGGCUAGAAUGGUGCAGGGGGUAGAUGUCUCAGGGUCAACAAAAAUGUCGGUCUGAGUCUUUGUA
Alexandromys fortis (reed vole) is the source of this 1060-nucleotide messenger RNA. RefSeq names its product 3-methyl-2-oxobutanoate dehydrogenase [lipoamide] kinase, mitochondrial-like. The record is from RefSeq and is a predicted model, not a curated record. NCBI's taxonomy places the organism in Eukaryota, Metazoa, Chordata, Mammalia, Rodentia, Cricetidae. Bases 277 to 996 code for a protein of 239 amino acids. Gene Ontology annotation, cellular component: mitochondrion. Gene Ontology annotation, biological process: protein phosphorylation; regulation of glucose metabolic process. Gene Ontology annotation, molecular function: pyruvate dehydrogenase (acetyl-transferring) kinase activity. The transcript has 8 exons.